AUGGCUAAAUCCGCGAGGGCUGUAAAGACAUCUGCUGCCAACAGCUCCAAGUCUGAUGGUAUAGAAGCUAGCGAAAAUAUUUCUAUACCAGCGAAUGAAAUUGAUGACGAUCAUGAACAACUUCUUGUACGAGACGGAGUAGUGGUAGGACUGCAGCAGCCCAAUGGCCGCUUUGUAGACGAGACAGGAGUGCAGGAAAUUGUGUACGAAAUCAAUGAGCAUGAUCUUGUUCUUUGCAUAGUCUACUUUAUUUUCGGUUCUCGAGGCUACAAGAAAGGGGUGGCCGAUGAAGUUGAAUCUUAUCCCUGCCCGCUUUGUCCUGAUAGAGUGUUUUUGACAUCGUUUGGUCUCGAAAAACAUGCAAUGGAGAAACAUAAGAACCACUUGCAACAGAUAAUUGAUCACAUCGAAGCAAUCAGUGCUGAAUGGCGACGGCGAGAGGAAGAACUCUCGCGGCGAAGGGAACGCGUUUAUGCUGCUCGGCUUCGGCAGGAAACUAUCACAAGACACGCACUUGAGCAGGUUUCAAAUGGAACUCUUGGCACUUUUCCCGGUAUGGUGUGA
This is a messenger RNA of Cylicostephanus goldi, 564 nucleotides long. NCBI's taxonomy places the organism in Eukaryota, Metazoa, Nematoda, Chromadorea, Rhabditida, Strongylidae. The record is from the annotation of a GenBank genome assembly.